AUGAAUGUUGCAUCGACAUUUCGCUUCGAAAGUCGAACGUUCGGCGCGCCAAUAGGUGAUCCGUGGGGUCCCGUGCGCGCGAAGCCGGCGCCACGCGACUCGGCGGCGGAUCCAAUUAGGAGUCGGCCGCGGGCGCACGGAUUAGGAGCGAAUGCUGGGGAUGCUCGUAAGGUCUAUGCUAGCCAGUCGAAGUCGGGUACUCUUUCAGGCUGUUCUUCUUCAAUAUCUCUCUGCGAUAUGAUUGAACCACCAGACUAUGAGGAGGUGUGUGAGCUGCUUAUGGGGGAAAAAGAUCCGCUCGCAUACCCUCCAAACGACAUUGAGCUAAUCACGGUGCCCAGGCGAAUACGGACCGUGAAACAUAUACUGCCCGAUGAAGACCUCACGAAAGCGCCGAUGUUCGUCCGCGACUGCAUCCGCUGCUACACUAAAGACUACACUGUGGUCGAGUAUAAGUACCGGAUGUACUCGGGUUCGGCUGGUGGACGCGAGCGGCUCGCCGAGCGGCUCGACAAGCUGCUCAGCGCGCCGCCUCAGUACUACGAGGUGGACGCGGAGCCCUGCGCACCGCUGGAUGAUCUCGCGUUGCAACAAUUUGAAUCUCAACCGUCCAGUGGCCGGCAAUCCGUAGCAUCUAUAACAUCAUCACUCUCCUGCAAUGAGACGCUAACGCCGCGUGGCUCAUGGGCGAGUUUGGACCUUCAAAGCUCCUCCUCUGAUCCCUUAAUACCGGACCUGUUCGAAAAGAAACCUCCGGAACAAAUGGAUGCAUUAAAUGAAGCUAGGAGGUUAGAAAAUCGCCAAGCUGACCUCCUCGGUCUAUAUACCCCAUAUCUAGAUGAAGAGGAAGCAGUGGAAAGGAGGCUUGCAGCUGAAAUGCCCUGCGAGGUAAUGGGCCACAGGAUUUUGGUAGUCUGCCACCAAUUAAAAUUGGAAUUGGACGUCGAGCCGUUGUUCGCAUCUAUGGCGCUGUUCGAUGCAAAGGAAAAGAAGAAGCUCUCGGAGAACUUCUACUUCAACCUCAACUCGGAGACUACUCGUCAGAUGCUGUCAGCGCAUAUCCCUCACGCGGACAUAUCUACUAUGAGCCGCAGCGCAGUCUUUGACAUCCUGAAUCCGUCGCCCGACAUUUUCUUGGUGGUCAGAGUGGAGAAGGUCCUCCAGGGAGAUGUCAAUGAGUGCGUUGAACCUUAUAUUAAGGAUGAUAAGAACCGCGAGAAGGUGCGUAGCGGCGCCCAGGCCGCCUGCAGCCGACUGGGGAAGUACCGCAUGCCGCUGUGCUGGAGCGCCGUCUCUCUCCUGAACAUCCUCAGCGGCUCCAACAGCCUGGAGCGGGAGGGAGCGGACAAAGAAGGUCUGCCCCCCGGACCCGCCUGCCCCACCCCAGGCACCAACACCAACAGCCUCGAUCGCAAGGCCUCCUCCAGCAGUUUAGAACAGCUCAGACGGAGGGCCGGUGAAGUAGGGGGCUCCCUCACACGCAAAGGCUCCAUAGAGAGGCGGGCGUUGCCAGUCCAGCAAGCGGACGAGCUGGUCGCACACCUGGACAGCUUCAAGCCCAUCGUCAUAACCGUUACUAGCUUUUUCAAGCAGGAAACAGACAAGCUGCGCGAUGAGGACUUGUACAAAUUCUUGGCAGAGAUAAAACGACCAAGCUCAGCACCAAAGAAGCUGAAAUGCAUCCCAGGAACUCUCAAAAUAGAAGUGUCACCGUGCCCUGAUGAGAUCAAGAAUGGCUUGACCCCAGAGUUGGCAAAGUUAAGUCCUUAUGGAGCAGCGUUCCGUCCCGCAGAGGAGCCGGUGCGUCCGUGCAAGGAGGUGCUGGCGUUGGGCGCGGGCGGCGCGGGGGGGGCGGGGGGAGCGGGGGGCGCGGGGCCGGUGCCGCACCUGCAGUACCGCAACCUGCUGUUCCUCUCCGUGCGCGAUCUCAACCUCGCCGCCUACACCUCGCGGACCGGCUCGGCGAGGAACAUCACCGUGCGGGUGCAGCUGAUGGCAGGGGAGCAGCAGUCGUCCGCGCUGCCAGCCAUCUUCGGCCGCAGCUCUUGCCCGGAAUUCAGCACGGAGGCCUACACCACCGUCCUCUACCACAACAAGAGUCCAUCACUGUACGAUGAGAUCAAGCUGAAGCUGCCCGCAGACCUCGGAGACCAGCACCACCUUCUGUUCACCUUCUUGCACGUCUCCUGCCAGAGGAAGCCCGUGCCACCAGACCAGGAGAAGAGCGUGGAGACACCCGUCGGCUACUCGUGGCUGCCGCUGUGCCGCAACGGCAAGCUGACCUGCGGCGAGUUCGGGCUGCCGGUGAUGCAGGAGGAGCCGCCGCCGAACUACUCCUACAUAUUCCCGGACGUGCUGCUGCCCGGCACGCGCUGGAUCGACAACCACAGGCCCAUCUUCACCAUCUCGCUGGACGCGCACACCACCGUCCAUCCGCAGGACGUUUACAUAGAGAGGUUCGCGAUGGCGUGCGAGGCUGUGCAGGAAGGCAACAUCCCGCCGAGGAUCGGGCUGGCCAACAUGGAAGCGGAACUUCGUGCCAGCAUCGCCGAGCUGCCCACGGCGAGCGUGGAGGUGGUGGCGCGCUACCUGCCGGUGCUGUGCGACAAGCUGCUGCAGCUGCUGGUGGCGCCCCCCUCGCUGGACGGGCAGCCGCUCAACAUCGCGCAGGACGUCUUCACCUGCCUGGCGCACCUCUUCACCGACAUCACGAACAUGAACGACGGCGCAUCGUGCGACGGCCACGGCCGCAGCAGCCUCAUCACCUGCUACGUGCAGUACCAGUGCACCAUCCCUAGACCCUCGCUGGCCGAUGCGGACAUCGGCCUGCCCCUUCCACCUUCAGUGAUGAGCGACGGGUCAUGCAAGAUCUUGCACGAGGAACUUGCACUGCAGUGGGUAGUGGCCAGCGGAGCCACGAGGGAUCUGGCGAUGCACAACUCCUGGGCGCUGUUCGAGCUGAUGAUCAAGUCGAUGGUGGAGUACCUGUACUGGAGCGGGGCGCACGAGGCGCCGCGCAAGGCGCGCUUCCCCGACCAGUUCACCGACGAUCUCACCACGCUCGUCAACAACGUCACGGCCGAGAUCAUCUCCAGCUACGGCAAGAACAGCCGGCUCACGCAGAGCCUGAACAACAGCCUGGCCUUCUUCCUGUUCGACCUGCUCAGCAUCAUGGACCGCGGCCACGUGCUCAACCUGGUGCGCGGCUACCACAAGCAGAUGUCCGCCAAGAUCGCCUCGCUGCCCGACGCGGUGCCGCUGGUCCAUUACAAGCUGGCGUUCCUGCGCAUCAUCUGUUCCCACGAGCACUAUGUGUCGCUGUGCCUGCCGGGUGGGGGGGACGCGGAGGCUGUGGCGGAGUGUGGCGCGGGAGGAGGCGGAGUGGGAGGGGGAGGCGGCGGGGCUUCCCCGCGCUCGGGCUCCCAGUCGCAGACGCCGCCAAUCGCGCUCAGCGUGGACUUCCGCUCCCGCCAUUACUUGGCCGGUCUUCUGCUAGCGGACCUCACGGCCGCGCUCGAGUUGCAGAGCCCGGUGCUGCAGUGCGCGGCCGUGAACGGCGUGCUGGCGCUGCUGACGGCGCACGACGCCGACCCGCGGCUGGCCGCGGCGCCGCUCAAGGCGCGCGUGGCGGCGCUCUACCUGCCGCUGCUCGGCAUCGUCAUGGACGCCCACCCGCAGCUGCACCGCGGCUUCCCCUCGCCCAAAGGUGCUCGCCUCUCCCCUCCCCCCGCACGUCAUGGACGCCCACCCGCAGCUGCACCGCGGCUUCCCCUCGCCCAAAGGUGCUCGCCUCUCCCCUCCCCCCGCACGUCAUGGACGCCCACCCGCAGGCGCUCCGCGGCUUCCCCUCGCCCAAAGGUGCUCGCCUCUCCCCUCCCCCCGCACGUCAUGGACGCCCACCCGCAGCUGCACCGCGGCUUCCCCUCGCCCAAAGGUGCUCGCCUCUCCCCUCCCCCCGCACGUCAUGGACGCCCACCCGCAGCUGCACCGCGGCUUCCCCUCGCCCAAGGUGCUCGCCUCUCCCCUCCCCCCCGCACGUCAUGGACGCCCACCCGCAGCUGCACCGCGGCUUCCCCUCGCCCAAAGGUGCUCGCCUCUCCCUCCCCUCCCCCCGCACGUCAUGGACGCCCACCCGCAGCUGCACCGCGGCUUCCCCUCGCCCAAAGGUACUCGCCUCUCCCCUCCCCCCGCACGUCAUGGACGCCCACCCGCAGCUGCACCGCGGCUUCCCCUCGCCCAAAGGUGCUCGCCUCUCCCCUCCCCCCGCACGUCAUGGACGCCCACCCGCAGCUGCACCGCGGCUUCCCCUCGCCCAAAGGUGCUCGCCUCUCCCCUCCCCCCCCCCCGCACGUCAUGGACGCCCACCCGCAGCUGCACCGCGGCUUCCCCUCGCCCAAAGGUGCUCGCCUCUCCCCUCCCCCCGCACGUCAUGGACGCCCACCCGCAGCUGCAACCGCGGCUUCCCCUCGCCCAAAGGUGCUCGCCUCUCCCCUCCCCCCGCCCGCCCUGGACGCCCACCCGCAGCUGCAACCGCGGCUUCCCCUCGCCAAAGGUGCUCGCCUCUCCCCUCCCCCCGCACGUCAUGGACGCCCACCCGCAGCUUGCACCGCGGCUUCCCCUCGCCCAAAGGUGCUCGCCUCUCCCCUCCCCCCGCACGUCAUGGACGCCCACCCGCAGCUGCACCGCGGCUUCCCCUCGCCCAAAGGUACUCGCCCUCUCCCCUCCCCCCGCACGUCAUGGACGCCCACCCGCAGCUGCACCGCGGCUUCCCCUCGCCCAAAGGUGCUCGCCUCUCCCCUCCCCCCGCACGUCAUGGACGCCCACCCGCAGCUGCACCGCGGCUUCCCCUCGCCCAAAGGUGCUCGCCUCUCCCCCCCCCCCCCCGCACGUCAUGGACGCCCACCCGCAGCUGCACCGCGGCUUCCCCUCGCCCAAAGGUGCUCGCCUCUCCCCUCCCCCCGCACGUCAUGGACGCCCACCCGCAGCUGCACCGCGGCUUCCCCUCGCCCAAAGGUGCUCGCCUCUCCCCUCCCCCCGCACGUCAUGGACGCCCACCCGCAGCUGCACCGCGGCUUCCCCUCGCCCAAAGGUACUCGCCUCUCCCCUCCCCCCGCACGUCAUGGACGCCCACCCGCAGCUGCACCGCGGCUUCCCCCCUCGCCCAAAGGUGCUCGCCUCUCCCCUCCCCCCGCACGUCAUGGACGCCCACCCGCAGCUGCACCGCGGCUUCCCCUCGCCCAAAGGUGCUCGCCUCUCCCCUCCCCCCGCACGUCAUGGACGCCCACCCGCAGCUGCACCGCGGCUUCCCCUCGCCCAAAGGUGCUCGCCUCUCCCCUCCCCCCGCACGUCAUGGACGCCCACCCGCAGCUGCACCGCGGCUUCCCCUCGCCCAAAGGUGCUCGCCUCCUCCCCUCCCCCCCGCACGUCAUGGACGCCCACCCGCAGCUGCACCGCGGCUUCCCCUCGCCCAAAGGUACUCGCCUCUCCCCUCCCCCCCGCACGUCAUGGACGCCCACCCGCAGCUGCACCGCGGCUUCCCCUCGCCCAAAGGUGCUCGCCUCUCCCCUCCCCCCGCACGUCAUGGACGCCCACCCGCAGCUGCACCGCGGCUUCCCCUCGCCCAAAGGUGCUCGCCUCUCCCCUCCCCCCGCACGUCAUGGACGCCCACCCGCAGCUGCACCGCGGCUUCCCCUCGCCCAAAGGUGCUCGCCUCUCCCCUCCCCCCGCACGUCAUGGACGCCCACCCGCAGCUGCACCGCGGCUUCCCCUCGCCCAAAGGUGGCUCGCCUCUCCCCUCCCCCCGCACGUCAUGGACGCCCACCCGCAGCUGCACUGCGGCUUCCCCUCGCCCAAAGGUGCUCGCCUCUCUCCUCGCCCCGCCCCCCCUCCCCUCCCCUCCCCCCGCACUCGAAGCGUAUACUCUCGUUGUUGUACCGAACUCUCGAAACUAAAUUUCGUAUCCGCUCG
Molecule: messenger RNA, 5967 nt
Organism: Iphiclides podalirius (scarce swallowtail)
Lineage: Eukaryota; Metazoa; Arthropoda; Insecta; Lepidoptera; Papilionidae
Source: the annotation of a GenBank genome assembly